UAGUUAUUGAGUACAUGUAUUUCGGCUUAUUAUAUGUUUUAUUUAUUGCAGAUUAGUGCAUAUCUAGUAUCGAAGAGCACAAAUUAAAAUUGACGACACGUUGUCUUAUAAUAUUGAACUUCUGCUACUUAUAUCAUCAAUUCAAUCAAAAUAGCAAAAGAAUACUAACAUUGCUUAUGUAAACUAGGCUGUAUGGUGUUAAAAAAAGUGAUCAAAAACCGAUAAUUGAAUUUGAACGCUACUGUUACUUGUACUAGGGUAUCUUAGAAUCAUCUAUUUGCAUCUGAGGGUGUCAAAUCAGGUCUCCUCGCUGCCUCUUAUGACCCCUCGAAUGGAAGUAGCACCGAAGUUUCUAACACAUACUACCUACAGUCCUUUCGACUUAAUUUAUUAAUUAACACCGUAAUACCCCCAACAACCCGCAGGUCGAACUACAAUUCGUCGUGGACGUGCGUGAACUUCUUCAUCACCGCCACGUACAGGUUGUAGAAGGCGUAGAUGCUGACGGUGAUGAUGAUGACGAGGGCGGCGGAGAACGUGACGCUCAGGAAGUUGCCGUCGAUGACACCGGCGCUGCCGGGCCUUCUGCCGGAAUCGAAGUCCCCCGACCCGUUCCUGUCUUUCAUCAGCCUCCGCAUGCUCUUCAGCCUCAGCCGCAGUUCGUCCACGGACUCCGCCGUGGCUGGAAAUCCGACACGUAAACGGUCAAUUAGGUGUGAAACGGUGUUUUGUGAAAUGUUGGCCGGUGCUGUCAAAAGUGACGUUUGGCAUAAUAAUGACGUUUCGUCGAUUUAAUUUAGUAGAAUUUUUUUAAAUAUUGGAUGAAUAUUAGUAUCAACAGUUUAUUGAUUAUAUUCUGUUGAUGAAAGUUGAGUAGUAAUUUAGCUUGUCCAGGGAUUCCGCUGUGGCCGGAAAUUCGAUACGUUAAUGGUCAAUUAGGAAUGAAUCGUUUUUUUGUGAAAAGUUGGCCGGAACUGUCAAAAGUGACGUUUGGCAUAUAAUGACGUUUAGAAUAUAAUUUGGUACAUUUUUUUAAUAUUGGAUUGGAUGAAUAUUAGUAUCAACAGUUCAUUGUUUAUGUUCUGUUAAUGAAAAUUUAAUAAUGAAAAUUUUAUCUAUAGACUACACUUGUAGCUGGAAAAUCGACAAGCACAGAACGAUAAAUUAAGGAUUUACAAAACAUUGGCUGUGACUGUCAAAAAUGACAUAUUUUAAUUUUGACAUUUUAGAUUUAAUUUAGCAGAAAUUGUGUCAUAAUCAUCAUCAACAUUUAAAUCAUUAUUUUAUAACUAAAAUUUCACGAGUACGUAUAUUCUUACAUUUCAAUCGUUUUAUAAAAAUAUCAACGAUUCGCGAAUUUCCCAAAAAAAAAACGAUUUGGCUGUAAUUGCAUGUGAUUCAUUCACAAAUUCUACCUCUGACGAAUUGAUCAGUUUUUAUCAAUGAUCGUAAAAUACGUAAUUGAAGUAACAUAAUCCUAUUAUAGUCUGGUCCAAAACUCAUCGAAAAUACUGACCACGAUAACAUUACAAGUACAAAUGAUUGUUGAAUUAUAUUCUAUAAAUAUAGGUAUGUACCUACUUACGUGGUUCAAUGGGAUCCAUGAAUGGGAUUUAUUGCGAGGUGAAAGCGACGUUUUCGUAUGUAGGUGUAUGUUUUUAUUGAUUACGCGGGAUGAGAACAAGCGACAGAGUGGAACUGGACCAAAGGGAGUUUAAAUUGGAUCGAAAAGAUGAAAUCCCGCCCUCGGCAACGGGAAAGCAUGCGCCAUCACCCGUUACAACAUCAUUCACUUGCCAAUUUUGCUAAAAAUCCAUCAAAAUCGCGUAAUACUUAGUGUUUGAACCGUAGUUACGAAAAACCUAACAAAAUUAUUAGUGAAUUUAUAACUAAAUUUUGGUGUAAGUUGCAAGGAUAAAAUCUAUGUUUUACUUUGAUUUUGCACUGAUCGUUGUCGUAAGCCACCUUUCUCUUCGUAUUGGAAACAAAAAAAAUAUAUAUUGAGAUUUAUCUAUUGUUCAUUUGAAUCCAUCUGAAAUUUGUUGAUAUUGUUGAUGUUUGGGUGUUAUUAUUUAUACGGAUGGUUAGAAGUGUUUGCUCAAUGUUGAGUAGUUAUAUGGAAAGUGUUAGAUGUAAUAUUUGUUGCUGACUCCGUUUACAUGUACCAAUUUCUCUGAAAGUCGAGGACCGUGCUCAAGAGAGCUACAGCGAGUAAGCGCACUUUAAGUUGCGGAAGACACGCCAUAUCGAUCAGAGACUGUUAAUAAAAUAUUUAAGAUACCUAAUAGAUAAGAGACCAAUGUACAUCACGACCGCAGGUUUAUUAAAUAUGCGUUCAAUUCAAAACAUGCGAUGUAAGUAGGCAUCUCAAAGUAGAUAAAUAAUCGCGCGCGAGUGUAUAUAUUACAUAUCUAUAUAAGUAUAUAAAGUUAAGAUGUUAUUGAUCAGCAGGAUGUUGGGGUCUAGCCACGUGUUUGUGUCCUUAUGUUCUUGUAGAAUCUUUCAGUUAUCCUUUACUUUCUACCACUAUUGAUCUGUAAUGGAAUAACGAAGCUGCCCCCAAUGUUGAAGAUACCCGCACGUUUUAAACAAUGUGACCUCAGUGUAUCCCUUGCCUUUGAUUAUUGUGACUGCAUUGUCAACAUGGGUACAAGGGCUGCUGCAUUUACAGCCAAAAUUCGCAGCCUAUAUGACUACCAGCUACGGCUCAUGCAAGGAGUCAUGCCCCCUCCAUCCGGGGUUGACAUAGCAAACACAAUCAAGUAUUUUUCACAAACACUUCUAACCGUUCUCAAAGAUGUACCUAAUUCACCUUUUGAACUCCUCAAAAAUCCAGAAAUGGAUACUGUUAGAAUGGGAUUAUUUCCCAGUUUAGAUUACAAAGGCCUUUACAAUUCACUCAUUCCUCUGAUAGAAGUCGCACCUUUAAUCACCUAUGGGAUACUACCUUUCGGUCAAUCAGUUCUACAGUGUUUAGGAUGUCUUCUGCCGUUCCUCGAGCACGACCUAAUCGACAAUUUACUUUAUUUAGCUGCAUCCACAAUAUCCGUACUACCGCACACUUUACACCAGGAAAUCAUUAACACGUUAUGUUUUUAUAUUUUACCUUUUACGAUAACUAGGCACAGCGAACGCGAUAACGACAUUUGUCAAUCUGUUUCGACCGUCAUAAUGAUGGUGUUUCAAUACUCCACAAAUCCAGCACAUCACUGCCAAUUAUUGGAAUGCCUUAUGACGUUGAAGCAGAACAUUUUGAAAGAUAUUCUCAGCGUGAUAGCUUACGGCACGUCGACGGCCCGCUCGUCCGCCGCCAAACUAUUGUUUUACUACUGGCCCACGUUCAACGCCAAUCUGUUCGAUCGCAAGAACCUCAUCUGCAAAUUCGCCGAUCCAACGCCGUUCGUAUGCCAAAGGGACAUGUGUCCGAACACCGGCAACGCGGAGGCCGCCAAGGUUUGCUACGAUCACUGCAUAUCCAUAACGUUCGCCAGCGACACGCCGCCGCCGCUCUACCUGUGCAUCGAGUGCGCCAACGAGAUCCACCGCGAGCACCCCAACCAGAUGUUCUUCGACAUCCUGCAUCCCAUGCAGCAGGUGUCGAUGGUGUGCGAGAACAAGAAUUGCCGGUCGACCGACAAGUCGGCGAUAUCGAUUUGCUUUUCGACGGAGUGCGCCAGCUACAACGGGAACCAUCCGAUCCGGUACUGCGAGCAGUGCCACAACAACAGGCACAACAACAGGAGAGGCGGCGAUCACGUGGUGCACAAGUGCAUACCGCCGACGUGGUCGAUGGAGUCGGAGAUGCAGACCUACAUGGUCGAGGCCAUAGUCAGUUUACUGAAAGAAGCUAAAGUACCUCAAUUGGACUCUAAAGACGACAAGAAGGAUGAAAGGGACAACAGGGAUGGUAAAGAAGGAAAAAGUCCCGUACCUGGAAUAGAUAAUAUAACUAUAGAAGAGAGGCAAUUACUUGGAAGAUACGGCGUUUGGUUGCUAGUGGGAAGAUGUACACCGACAGAAAAUACAUCAAAGGAAGUUUUGGGUCGAUUAUUAACGAUGAUUUUCCAUUGGUUUCACAUGACAGCUUAUUCGUACGACGGCCAGGAAGAAAGUACCUUAGAGAAACUAAAGACUGAAAUCGUUUGCAACUGGCUGCGAAACAUUAGCCAGACUCACUAUAAUUUGUUCAUUUCUUGCCUUUUGCCGCACCCUCCGGAAUACGCCCGCAUCGGAGGCCACUGGGACAUUCUAUCGUCGAGAACAACCCACCUCAAAGACGGCCUGAACCGGCUGUUCUGCUUGGUCCCCUACGAAGUCAUCACGCAGGAGAUCUGGGACUACGUCAUGCCGCAUUGGAUGGAGGCCAUCGUGAACGGCGUGCCGGAGAAAGAGCUCUUCGAGCUGCGCAUCAUUCUGAGCAAAAUCCUCGAUCCUGAGAUGAGCCCGCUCGGUUUCAACGCCAAGAAAAUGUACCAAUUCGUUUCGGUCAGAUUCCAGAAAACCAGCGCUAAAGUCCAACAGCAAGCUUUGCAGUGGCUGCAAACUCUCACCUUACUGGAAAUACUAAUACCACUCAACCUUCUAUUUACCAUCUUCGAAGAAGGAGUUUCCUACAUGAAAGAAGGCAUUGUGGAGAGCGAUGGAGAACCCGUCACUUCUCACGAUUUAGAAAUACCCGGUAGACCGGAGAAAGAACAAAAAAGAGGAUCUAUUUAUGAAGAAAAUCGGCUGUCGCCUCAAGCGGAAUUCGAAACCGACGCCGAGCACAACCUGUUCUGCUGCCUGCUCAUGCUCGACAUCCUGCUGAAGCAGAUGGAGCUGCAGGACACCGACAAGCACACCGGCCUGAAUUCGUCGCUGUGCAAGGACGUCUGUUCGCUGCUCAAGUGCAUGAUAACGGCCGCGUGGAUAGGAAACCACACCUGCUCGUUCAAAACCGAGUGCACCUACUGCGAGUCCAGCAUCAUGUGGCACCAGCUGUCGCUGCAGCUGCUGAAGUACCUGUCGCCUAUCCACCCGGCGCAUCCUCCCGACCCUCCUUUGGAAGAAAACUACGACGACGUGCACAGCAGGAAGAGCCCGCCGGAGAGCGACAAGAAGGAGGCCAAAAGCGACGCCGUCAUCUGCAUGCCGAUACCGGAAGUACACUCAGUCGGGGGAGUCAUUGUACACAUGCCACACAUCAUGACUGCGACCGUCGAAACCGUAUCGGAGCAAUUGGAUCUGCCGAUCAUUCCCGUGGAAAGAGUACCAGCAGGUUUCGCCAGGGCUAUUACUUUAUCCGAAUCGGAUGUAGCAAUGGCUAAAGCGCAAAUAAUCAAGGCCAAAGUGAUAGGCGAGAACGACGAGCCGGUGGAGACGGAUUCCGGCGACGACAUCGACAAUUUCUGGCAAACAUCCGUGGGGAAAUUCAAGUUUUCGGUGGACGAGCUGCCGCAGCCUCUGCAGUACAUCCACCAGCUGCUGCAGGAGCUCUCGAAGGUCGACAAACCCGACAUACUCUACUACAUGCUGCAAUGCUUGAACGUCUUGGUUCUGCACGGAGACGCUUGCACCAUCGCUUCGAAGGAGCACAGGGGGUUUUUCAUUUGGUGCCAAGAGAACCUGCUCAUCAGGAAUUUGUGGGAUCUGUGCAAUUCGGAGCACUCGCAUAUAUGCCAGACAGUCGUCCCGUUGCUUUUACACUGCAUCACUCUACCAGCGGGUUCGGACGUCUUCUGGAGGAUAAUCCAGGAGGCCUUUCACAGCAACAACUGGUGCGUGAGGUACACAGCCGUCGAACGGGUGACUGUCAUCACUAGAUUUAUGGAUUCCACGCCUUUACGCAACGUGCAUCAAUUACAAGCCGCACUAGCCAACGCGUUUUGCUAUUUAAUUUCCAGCAUGGACGACAGCAACGUUUGCGUAGCCCAAAGGGCUACUCUUUACUUGGGGACUGUGCACGACGCCGCCGUUAAGUCUCUCAUAAUGUGCUUGGAGACCCAGUUUGAUUCUGUGAUAGUGGACCGACCAAUGGUCCUUCAGUCGUUAUAUCAAUUACACAAUUCCAUAAGCGAGCGGAAAAUUCUGACGUGGGACUUCUUCCUGAACCGAUUCGAUACGCUUUUCAUCGAAGCGCAAAUUACUCUGGAAAAAUCCGGCGAUAUAAGCUACCUGCGAGAUUUGAGAAACUCCGACUCGAACAGCGAGGCGCUGUUGAGGAAGAUCCAAAGGGCCCACGAGGCUCUAUCGCAUUGCGACGGCAACGCCACGGGCUCGUUCAAAACGUUGAGCGCCAGUUUCGGAACGAAAUGGCCUUACAAGCGGACGAUGUCAGCGCCGGCCUCCAUCUUGACCCGGCACGAAAACAAAGAAACAAAGGAAAAGGUCUACAGCCGUCAAUAUUCAGCGCCGAUUCUAAAAAGGAAAAGUUCUCGAUUCGGACUGGAUGGCCACAUGCAUUCCCUAAACGUAGUAGACGAUCAGAACAUCACGGCGUUCCUUCAGAAGGUCAUCGAUUUAGAAGAAGCCGACAAAGAGACGAUGCACUUGCUGGUGUUCCUCCUCAUGCAGUUCCUGUCGAGAUCCGACCAGGCCUACCCGGCGGAAGAGAAGAACAUGGCCAAGACGCAGGGCAUCGUUCUGAGGCACCUCUACCUGCUCCUGGGCUACAGCCAGAACGACAGGGGGCUGUACCUUCCGCCUCAACGUUUGCGAUCCUCGCCGGCGUUCAGCGUGUUCCUGUCGAAUUUGCCGCAACUCUUAGACCAGAACAACCUGAUGGGUCGAUUACUGCUUCCUACAUGCCUUAUUUUACUACAAUACGCCCCUUCACCUUAUUAUAUAUCCAACACGAUGGAAUUCCCGCAGCCUACUUACAGUCUUUGGGCCCUGGAGUCACAGUUUCGCAAAAACUGGUUAAUGGCCUUAGUAGUUAUAUUAUACAAAUAUCAAUACAAUCAGCAACCUCACUGUAUGCAAUUGACAUCGCUAAUCAAAAUCGUGCUAAACACGCUAGAUUCUCAACACCACCAUUGCAGAAGAUUGCCCGCUACCAUCAUAAUGGGGCAACCUCCUUCUAGAUCCAGAGACGUUAGCCAGCCAUCGCUAGGAGGCGAAAUGGAACAUCCAGAACGCGCGACGCCUCCUCCUUCUCCGAUAUACUCCUCCGACGGGCAAUCGGUCCAGGUCUCCGGCAGCUCCAGGUGCGGUAAAAUCCAAGUGGCUUACGGCAAACCCGCAUCGACCGCCAGCAUGGAGACCCACUGGGAGGAGGCGAUCCACUGCGUUCACAUCGAAAAGCAGCCCGGCAGGAGGUUGGACAUGUGCAUCGACGACGACACGGAAUCGGAGCUGAUAAUGAUACCCGAGAGCGACAUGUCCGACAGCACGCUGCAGGGCAGCGUUCAAGAUUCGUUCGAAGAAGGCGUUACAGACAGCGGUUGCGAGAAUAACGUGAGGUCCCCGAAGGAGACCUACGUGAAUCCUUUGGCGAAAUAUCCGGGUAAAAACAGACCGACGUGGACCAUUGGCAGCGAGGAGGAUUCCUCGAAGUCGUUCGACAAUAAACUGCAUCACGCUGAAAUCGUCAAGCACUGCUCCAGAUUAAGUUCGACGUCGUCUGUGAAUGGCAUUCAAAUAGUCAAAGCCGUUACAGCGGAUCACAAGCAGAUCACCGCAACGAUCGUCGACUCGAUUUACCCUGGUAAACCGAAGCACAAAAAAAUUAUAGAGCCUAGUAUUACGCCGGUGGGCACGCCCGUAUCGGACUGCGACGAUUGCUACAGGAAUAAUCACGGUGUCAUUUUACCUACACCUUCUUUAGAGAGAUUGCUGCCCAUCGGAUCGUCUAGAUUGCCCGAUUCACCGCUGCAAGACGACGUGUUCGCUCCGGCGUUGGAUUCGCAGUUAGAAAUUCCCAACCAAGAGCGACUGUUGCCGAUCGGCCAGCACACCACUCCGCAAUUGUUGGAAAAAUUGAAACAAGCUUUAGGCAUCAACGCGCAUUUAGCUACGAAAAUCGACGGUAAAAAGCUGGAAAAAUUGCAAGACCACUAUCCGCAUCCGACGUCUUCGCACUCCCACAGCCCCAGGAAGUUAACCAAACAGGUAGCGCUGGAAAGUCCUCCGAACCACUCGGAAUUCGACGACAACGGACACUUCAAAUCGAUUAAAAUGGAUAACCAAAGAGACAUAAUGCUGAAUCACAGACAGCGUAUGCGUAAAGUGGGCCCAUUUGCGAUGAAUUCCUACUCCAUCCACGACCCCAGGAAACCAGGUGCCUGGCUGAGCCCCCAGAUGUCUCCCAAGCUGGAAGGAAUUGAUUUAAAGCAGAGUUCGUUUCGAGUCGGCGACGACUGCGUGACAGAGAGAUGCUCCGAAUGCGGGUUGGUCAAGGAAGAGUACAGCGACGAAGAGAUCGGCCUCUGCAUCGUUAUCUUAGGAACUUUUAUACACAGGGAACCUGCGCUCGCUGCUCCCAUGCUACCCGACAUCCUCAGCAUUGUAGCUAAAGUGGCAACGAACGUGAUGUAUCCUUGGCAAACGGAAAGCAAUAUUCACCUGCCUGGUGGAGCAAUAAGUGUGGCGCAUCAAUUUUUACGAUGCGUUUUACACCAAUUAGCGCCGAAUGGAAUUUUCACUCAGAUGUUCCAAACAAAUGCUCCAGAAAAUAUUAGAGUACAAUUUUUUAAAAGUGUUAUCCAAGCAUUAAUAGAUUUCAAUGAAUUAAAUCCUAUUGGUCCCAUACAACUUCUGUUAGAAACAUUGAAUUCCAAGAAGACAUUGCCUCUGGAUAUUUUACCAACAAUUUUACAAAACAUGGCAUGUUACUUGAACUGUCUGCCUCUCGAAGUUGCCUUAGGUGCGAGUACUCCGAUGUGGGGUACUGUUUUACAACAAGUAGAAAUUUUAUACCGAAAGUUGGUUUUUUUGUUGAACACUAUGGAAGAUUUGUUGCCUUUGUUGAAAAUUAUCACGUCUCUUUUUAAAAUUCCUUUAAUAUCUCAAUUCAAAGGACUCUUAGACCCAUUUUCUAAAGUCCUAAGCUACGCAAUACAAACUCAGACUUUGAAAUAUGGUUGCCUUAUCGAAAUUUGUUAUUUGUGUUAUAAAGCUUUUACGAAGGAAAGAGAUAAGUUGUAUCUCAGUCGUAUGGUUGUAUUUGAACUAGUCCAAGCGCUCAAAUUCAAAACUACAAUACCCGAUUCCAAUUUGUUGUUGAUAAUUAAUCUCAUUUUGCAGGACAUAGGAAGUUUCAUUCCUUCAAACGUUGUAAUAAAAGACUGUUCAUCUUUAGCAUUAGAAUACGGACAAUUUAGCACAGGUGUAUCCGAAUGUAUGAAAAUUAACCAUUUAGGCGAUAUACUAGAGUUUUUAACCGAUUUUCAUGCUAUAUCUAAGAUGAAGAGUUAUUGUAAAGGAAUUAGUGUUGGUUUGAACGAUGAUACCUUAGGUGGAAUUAUAAAAUGUAGUAUUGCUCAAUAUUUAGCAUUAGAAAUAACAAAAGGUAAUGGUAGAGAUAACAGAGCUGUAACGAAGUAUUUUCCUUGGUUAUGUAGUUCGUCAAUAGCGCAGCAGAGCCCCAGAGAGUUCAUAGAAUGUAUAGGACAUAUUAGGCUCCUUUCGUGGCUACUGUUAGGUUCGUUAACUCACACAGCAUUGCAAGGUAACAACAAUAAUUGCCAGAUACUGAGCCAGCCGAUACCGCAAGAAGCAUCUUGCCAAAUAGCCGACCACAUUCAGGUAAUAAUGGCUGGAUUUGCGGAGCAACCGAAAGCCUCCGUGUUGCACAUGUCAUCGCUGUUCCACACGUUCAUAUUAUGCCAGCUCUGGACGAUCUACUUGGAGCAAGGGCUAAGUAACAAUAUACCGAUAACAGAAGCUUACAACGUGACCAUGAACAUACUCUUCGAUUUCUGGGGCAAAGUCACGCCGUGCAUAUUGCAACUGAUCCAACAAUCGAAGAUGCUGAGCGAGAUAGUGAGCCUGCAUUUCCUGAGCAUGUUAGAAACGCUCUUGGAAUGCCAGUCGACUUUCGUGGGAAAAAUUCUACCGCUUUGGACACCAGUUUUAUGUUCUAAUCAAUUACAGUUGCCGGGCCAUUUGCAAAUGAGACUCCAGAAUUGCCGUAAUUUCCCUCCCAACGUCAUUAACGAGGCUAUACCGGAGAAAUUGAAGGUGGCGAACCUCCACAACCCCAUGCUGCUGAAAUGGCUACAAAGACUUCAAUUCAAAAUGGGACAAAUUGAACUGCAAUCAUCGACAGCGACGCAAUUCUAUUCAUUGUAAAUAGCCACUUGAAAUAUAUACACAUAAAUUACGAAUAUUUUUAUGUUACUAAAAACACGAGUUUAUACAGAAACGUUAUAAUAAAUCAAAUUUUAUCAACAAUAUAAUUUUCUCUUAAUAAAUAGCUAAAUUUCUUUUUUUAGUUGAUCCAUUGUGUUCCUAGAUGCUUCUGAACCUAAUGGAUAUAACUAGAAAUAAAUAAAAUUUACGUUAGUUUUACACAGUACAUUUACCAGGUGUUAAAGUAUUACCUUUUGCAAAAAAUAGGCAACAUCGAGUUUAAUCUGCUCCCUGAUUUUCAUUUCAUCAGAACCCGUAUCGGAAUGAUGCGAACUAUCCUCCGAACUGGCAACAUUUCUGCUCUUCAAUCUCCUGAGCGAUUCCUCCGUUUUGCAAACCGAUCUUAGCACGCCUUGAACUAAUUUGAGAUACCUAAAAGAUAUAUUAAAAUACGCUUCACUUUAUACAAAAAUUCGCUUACUGUUCCGUAACUUGCAGAAUGACUUCAUUCAAAAUCUCGGUAGAUUUGUCGUGUAUCACGUUGUGGAAUAACUCGAGGAAAUUUGUGACCGGUUUUAUGGCCUCGAUCAUGUAGGUGCUGGGCUCUUUGGGCGUGCUCCGGUUGGUUCUCCUGUACAAUCGCGGUAUAGCACCGACGUGCUGCAGGUGAUUGCACAUUUCGUCCACUUUCAUUUUCACUAGAUUAGCUUUGAGCGUGCUCUGGACAGCUUCUAUCGAUUGCUUGUUUAUUUUAGAUAUACUCGGAACCAACGAAACAAUGCUGUUGUCGAGUAUUUUGUAAAUUGUGCUGUGGGUAUCGACUGGAGUGGAUGUUACGGGGCACAUAAAUUUUUCUACUAUAUUCAAAUCGACCAGCAAGUCCAUUAUGAAUUUUUCUUUCGAGGAGUUUGUCGAAAAAUUGCUCUAAAACGUAAUGUUUACAGUCAAACGUAUUUGUAGUUAAUUAGACUUACUUUAACGAUGGAUUCGAACCACCUCAGAUAUCUAGAGAGUAGUAGCAUGGAUAAUUUAAUGAACUGAUCUGCUAAUUGGUCUAAAUACACAUCUGGAUGGAAACACUGGGAAAUGGCUACCCAUAGCGCUAAAGUCAGCUUUAAAUUGCAGGAAAUAUCAUUUUUAGUAGCAUAAAACUCGUUAUUGUCAACAAAUAUUGCUGUUUCGAAAUCGCUGGCGAUCUUCUGGUACCGUAUCUCGAAAUAAACAGGUAGAUUAAAUCUCUUUAUGUGAUCUUGGAAAGUACUAUCAUCCUUUAAUAAUGAUUUAUUGUGCGAUUUCUCAGCUAUAACGGAUAAAAUUUUCCAAGUACUUUUAAAUCUCUUUUGGAACAAUUCUGGGUUUCCCGGUGCUGUUAUUAACGGCAACCCUUCGCGCGACUGCUUGUCGAAUUCUCGCCACAAACUGUGCAACACGAAAUUGUAAGACUUUAAAUCUGCGUUUUUCUCGAGUACAUCGAGAAGUAUCUUCAUUUCGACGUCUAUGAAAUAAGACACUUCAUUGUACAGCUUUUCCAAAUCUUGAUUGUACCUUUCGAGGCUCUUUUCCGUUAGCAAUUUUUGAAAAUAAGGCUUAACUAUUCUGAUUCUGUACGUUUCCUGUGCCUCUUUUUGUUUUUUUAAAUUGUCAUAAAGCCUAAGGCACCUGGUUACGACUUCUUCGUUGGAAUUUUUUAUUGCUUCUAGAAAUUUCCUGUUUACUAUUUCCAAUAGAUUGUUUUCUACGUUUACCAUGAUAUCCCUCAGGUCUGAGGAUACAAUGUUCAAUUCAUCCAUGUAGUUCUUUUGGAAUGAAUAUUUCCCGACGAUUCGAUCCAAAAUGAUGAGGUCUUCGAAUGAAUCGGCAGAUGAUUUUAACAUUUUGUCUAUGUAUAAAGAACAAGCAAUUACUCCUAGUUUUAAAUUCAAAUUAUUGUGGUUAGUAUUGUUAUCUUUUAGAUUGUUCAACAUAAGUUUAUAGCUGGCUUCCGUUGUAUUGAUUAGUUUAUGUAAUGCCUGAAAUUGAAGAAGAUACAUUUCAGGAACUUUACAAAAUGGGAAAGGUUGUAAACUCACCAUUAUUUCUUCUCUAAGCUGGAAAAAUGGAAGAGAUAAAUGUUCAAUUUUAGAGCUCAAAUUUGUUAAAUACUCCGCUAAAUUAACGAUUGCUUCAGUUUCAUUUCUGAGAAUUUCAGUCAUUUGCUGCUGUAGCUCGGCUCCAUAGUUUUUUAAAUCCCUUCGAAGGGUCUCUAAAUCUGAUUUUUGUGUGUAUUUAGAUAGGCUAUUAUCAACGCUGAAGUUCU
Molecule: messenger RNA, 12565 nt
Organism: Phyllotreta striolata
Lineage: Eukaryota; Metazoa; Arthropoda; Insecta; Coleoptera; Chrysomelidae
Source: the annotation of a GenBank genome assembly